Dermochelys coriacea (leatherback sea turtle) is the source of this 2908-nucleotide messenger RNA. It is a transcript of the gene PHB2, whose product is annotated as prohibitin 2. Gene Ontology annotation, cellular component: mitochondrion; membrane. Gene Ontology annotation, biological process: mitochondrion organization. The record is from RefSeq and is a predicted model, not a curated record. NCBI's taxonomy places the organism in Eukaryota, Metazoa, Chordata, Testudines, Dermochelyidae. The coding region runs from base 19 to 924 and encodes 301 amino acids. The transcript is spliced from 11 exons.
CGCCCGACCGAACUCCCCAUGGCCCAGAACCUGAAGGACUUGGCGGGGCGCCUCCCCGCUGGGCCGCGCGGGAUGGGCACCGCCCUCAAGCUGCUGCUGGGAGCCGGCGCCGUCGCCUACGGGGUCCGCGAGUCGGUCUUCACCGUGGAAGGUGGCCAGAGGGCAAUAUUCUUCAACCGCAUUGGUGGGAUCCAGCCAGACACGAUCCUGGCCGAGGGGUUGCACUUCAGAAUCCCCUGGUUUCAGUAUCCAAUAAUUUAUGAUAUCCGAGCUCGACCCCGAAAAAUCUCCUCCCCAACGGGUUCCAAAGAUCUGCAGAUGGUGAACAUCUCUCUGCGUGUCCUUUCACGCCCCAAUGCUGCAGAGCUGCCCAAAAUGUACCAGCGUCUGGGUCUGGACUAUGAGGAGCGGGUCCUUCCUUCCAUCGUCAAUGAGGUGCUCAAAAGUGUUGUGGCCAAGUUCAAUGCUUCACAACUCAUCACUCAACGAGCUCAGGUCUCUCUGCUAAUCCGACGGGAACUGACAGAGCGAGCCAAGGAUUUCAGCCUCAUCUUGGAUGAUGUGGCCAUCACAGAGCUAAGUUUCAGCCGCGAGUACACAGCGGCUGUUGAGGCUAAGCAAGUGGCCCAGCAAGAGGCCCAGCGAGCCCAGUUCCUGGUGGAGAAGGCCAAGCAGGAACAGAAGCAGAAGAUUGUCCAGGCAGAGGGGGAAGCCACGGCUGCCAAGAUGAUUGGUGAAGCUUUGAGCAAGAACCCAGGCUAUAUCAAGCUGCGCAAGAUCCGAGCUGCCCAAAACAUCUCCAAGACAAUUGCAGCGUCGCAGAACCGUGUGUAUCUCACAGCUGAUAACUUACAGUUGAACCUGCAGGAUGAGGGCUUCACCAGAGGAAGUGACAGCCUCCUGACCAAACCAGGGAAGAAAUGAAACUGCUAGAAACAUUCACACCAACUGACAGAGCAAGAUGUGGACCAUACUCUUUCGUGCUGCCCUCCUCUGGCCAGUAGGGGACGCACUUGUUCUGUGAGGAAACAAGAAGAAAAGGUGAAGACUGAAUCAAGGAGACUAACAGAGAAGAAAAAACCCUAGGGAGAAAAAAAAAGGUAAAGUGGUGAGUGGCUGUGGGGGGGGAAGGGGAAUGGAGAAAGAAGGAAGGAUGGGUGUGAGACAUGGCAGCAGGCCCUCUGAGAUACAUACCCUCCCUUUCUCCACUUCCCGGGUGGUCAUCACAAUGAUGCGUGAUUUUUCCUGCCACACCAUCUGCCAGAAGUCGUUGAUGGUGGCAUCCAGGCAGCCCUGGCUUGCGAUGUAUGUCUUGGUGAAUUCAUCUGGGCUGAUCAGCUGGUUCUACAGAGGGGCAAAGGGACAAGGGAAGGGCAGGGGUUACAGGAACCAGGUGUCCAGUGCCCCUUUCCCUGCCCCCCUCCCCAAGACAUGGCAGCAUUUCUGGAGGCUCACCUUGAUGUAGUUGGCAUUGAUAUAAUCCGCUCCGGGGAUAUUUGGGUCCCUGCCUUGUAGGAUGACUCGAGAAUGAUCAACUAGGGAGGCAAGGAAGGGGUUAACACAACAGUGAGGUAUUCAGACAUUGGUCUCACAUGUAGCCCACUCUCUAUACUCCAGAUCAAUCCAAUGGGCCCAUCAAACCCUGUUUCCCCACCAUCCCUCAUACUAGAUCAGACCAAGAAUCCCAUAUAACCUAGUGCCCACACUUGCCUUCUGAGCCGGAUCAACCCAAUGAGCCAGUCUAUCCAGAUGUGCACACACACAUCCCCACAAGGCCAUGCAGAGGAGGCAAUGUCUCUCACUAAAUCCUUUAUGGCCUUAAAUACCCAGUCAGGGGCUCCUUGUAGCUCAUCCCCACAGGAGGGCAAAUAAACCCCAGCCAGGUUGAGGCUUCCUCUGGGGUAACUAAGCAGGGCUCUAUGUGGCAAGCCUUCCCACUCAGGCAAGAACAUGCAGCCCCUUGAUCUUUUCCUGAUGGGAGGGCAGGACUCACAGGGCAAGAUGUUCUUAUAGCGGUUCUUUCCCUUGUUCUCAGGUCUCUGCCCCUCAUGCCGAUCAUACAGGUGCUUGGCCUCCUGUUUCUGCAGGCUCUGAAAGGGGAAGGGUAAUCGUUACGGCAGAGCAACCUGCUGUGAUUGUGGGGGGAGCACUGAGGGGAAUGGGAGCACACAGAGGAAAGAUGGUCCAGUAACUAGGGCAGUAGCCUAGGAGACUUGUGAGACCUGCUCUGGGUUCAGGGUUCACUUCCCUGCUCUGCACAGCCUUCCUGUGGCCUCAGUUCCCCAGCCGCAAAAUGGGGCUAAUACCCUGCCCUUGCUCACAGGGGUAUGGGGAUGAUAAAUUCAUUGAAGAGUGUGAGGCGCUCAGAUUCUGUGGUAAUAGGGGCCAGGUACAGAGAUGACCUUAUAUACAGAGGUUAUGACAGAGAUGAAUCCAUUAAUGGAGAAGGGAAAGAGAAUAAGAUUGAGAGCAGGGCUUCCCAGAAGGACAUGGAGACAGUUACAACACAAUCACUUACAUCAAACUCCUCCCAGAAUCCAGCCUUGGCUGUUUCCUCAGCCAGGCUCUGCUUGUUUAGUUCAUGCACUCUGUUCUCAAUGUCAGCCGCGUUCACUCUGGUGGCAUAAUAGGGCUGGGUAAGGAAGAAGGGAAAGGUUUGGUGAGCAAGAGGGAUACAACAGAGCUGGACACAUGCUGUAGUCAGGGACAGAGGGUGAAGCUCCCAAAACUACUCCUGACACAAGGACCCCAUUUACCUGUUUCAGGUACACGUAGGAUCCGGACACCUCCUCAAUUCCAGUCUUCUUGAAAUGCUCCACUAGGUCUGCCAAGCUGUCAAACAUCUCAGCACCUCCGACUGUGUAUCUCCCAUUCUGGAGAGAGUAAAGCUGUGUUUAUUCACAUCCCC